Thermochaetoides thermophila DSM 1495 is the source of this 1659-nucleotide messenger RNA. Its product is annotated as dihydrosphingosine 1-phosphate phosphatase-like protein. Gene Ontology annotation, cellular component: endoplasmic reticulum membrane. Gene Ontology annotation, molecular function: sphingosine-1-phosphate phosphatase activity. The transcript has 4 exons. The record is from RefSeq and is a predicted model, not a curated record. Bases 1 to 1659 code for a protein of 552 amino acids. Lineage: Eukaryota; Fungi; Ascomycota; Sordariomycetes; Sordariales; Chaetomiaceae.
AUGAGCACAGCAACGACGAAUGGCGCCAGCAACGGCGCUGCGCCGAAAGAUGAACCCGUGGAGAAGAAAGAGCCGAAUGGCACCGUUGAUGCCGGGUUGAAGAGCUUGGAGCAUUACAAGCGCGCCCUCCCCCGAUGGCGGUACAGGCUGCGCCAGCGCCUGCUGCCCAUCGUGCGCUGGGAGACUCCUCACCUUGCCCGUCUGCAGCGCGCCCUGCGCACACCUGCCCUUGACUACUACUUCGCAUGGACGGCGAACCUCGGUACACAUACUUUCUUCAUGAUCAUGCUGCCUGUGUUGUUCUGGUGCGGCGAGCCGGCUUACGGCAAGGGGAUCGUCCACAUCCUCGCAACAGGCGUUUUCUUCACCGGCUUCAUCAAAGACAUGUUCUCUCUCCCCCGCCCCCUGUCCCCUCCCCUCCACCGUAUCACCAUGUCUGGCUCGGCCGCCCUAGAGUACGGCUUCCCCUCCACCCACUCCGCCAACGCCGUCUCCGUCGCCGUCUACUCCCUUCUCAAACUCCGCGAACACUCCGCCGCCUUCUCCCCCUCUACAGCCCUCGCCCUCGAAGUGCUAGCCUACUUCUACGCCGUCUCCAUCGUCUUCGGCCGCCUCUACUGCGGCAUGCACGGCUUUUUGGAUGUGAUCACCGGCUCUGCCCUCGGCGCGCUGAUUUCACUCAUCGAGUUCCAUUGCGCUCCGUGGAUCGAGGAAUGGCUGCAGUCCUCGUCUUACCUUGCCCCCCUGACAAUUGUGCUGUUCAUCCUCCUCUUCGUGCGCAUCCACCCCGAGCCGGCAGAUGACUGUCCCUGUUUCGACGAUAGCGUCUCUUUCGCCGGCGUGAUGAUCGGCCUGGAACUCGGAACAUGGCGCUUUGCGCGGUAUUCACCGCUCGCUCCAGUCUACGUCGGCACAAACCCGACCUUCGACCUCUCCGCCCUCACAUGGCCCGUCGCGUUGGGACGUAUCGUCCUCGGCAUCGCGGUGAUCGUCUCCUGGCGGGAGGUGAUGAAACCCACGCUUUUGAAACUCCUUCCCCAUUUGUAUCGCGUCUUUGAAACCUACGGGUUGUCAUUGCCAAGAAAAUUUUUUACCCCCGCCAGUAAAUACAAAGACGUCCCGCUCCGCGGACUCAAGGAUGAUAAUGUCCUCCCGCACGUCGCGGACGUGGCGAAAGCCGUCAAAAGUAUUCGUGGCCCCGGCAGGGGCAGAGCGGUGAGUGUAGGCCCGCAGAGUGCCGCCGAUGCGUAUGAGACAUUAGCGUGGAGAGAGAGGAAGAGGAGGGAGAGUUUGAGCCGGGAAAGAAAUGCGUUGAAGAGUAAGAAGAGUGUGGGGGGGCUGCAGAAGGGGGAGCAACAAGUGGAGUGUAGGCAGGUGAGUGGGGUGAGGAGUGGCGGACGGAAAGAGGAGUUUGAGCAGGGGGAGGUUGUGGAGGUUGUUAGCGAGGGGGAGCUGGAGCUGGAGGAGGAGGAGGAAUUGUUGGAUGAGAAGGACGUGUUUAGUCGGGUGGUAAAGCCAAGGGUGAGGUAUGAUGUUGAGGUGGUGACUAAGUUGGUUGUUUAUGCUGGCAUCGGAUGGCUCAGUGUCGACCCAAUCCUCAUCCUAUUCGAGCUGAUUGGCCUGGGGACGGGACAGUACCCUGGCUUGAACCUCAGAUAA